AUGGCUUCCCUAUCGCCGCGCAAGUCUACACGCGCCGCCGCCACGCGCAGAAAGGCGCCCAUCAUCGACAAUUCGGACGAAGAGGAAAACCGCACUCCGAGCCCACAAGUCAAGGCUGAAGAAGAAGAAGAAGAAGAAGAGGAGGAAUUCACACCUGCACCCGCACCGCUCAAAACGGGAAGAGGCCGAGGUCGUCCACGGAAAGCUGCAGCAAAGGAUGAAGAUGCCAUGCCCAAAGCGGCGACGAGACGACGGACGCGGGUUACAGAGUCGGCCGAGCCCUCGCAAUUGCUCACUCCUGCAAAGGAAAGCACCAGGGCGUCAUCUCCGGUGAAAACCGUCCCCAAGAAGCGCGGGCGCAAACCCAGGAUCUCAGUGGCCGAGAGUGUGGCAGACAGCGUUGCAGAGGAGGACGCAUCGCAGUUGCUUACACCAGCAGCUUCUGCCUCGCCUGAAGCCUCGCGAAUAGAGGAGAGCAGUGAACACACACUUGUGCCGGGCACACCGCUUGCAGACAUCACGAGCAGCAGCAUAAACGAGCAGACUCCUGUGCAGCCAUCCGCGGAACAGUCCGUUGCGGAUAGCAGUACAGCAUUGGACGACGAUGGGGAAAGGACCCCAAGGGCAGGCGGGACUCCAGAGCCACUCGCAGAGGUUACACAAAUUAAAGACUCACGUCAAUCACUUGAACCAGAGGCGACGGUCAAGCCAGAGGCACCAACAGAGCCACAGGCGGGCAUGGCCUACAAUGUCAGCUCACAGCAACCGCUCAAGGAGACGCCAGCCGAGAUUGUCGCAAAGAGGCGGGCGGCGGCGAUGCCAGUCUUGCACGACGAAAAUGCGCCAAAACAAAGGACCGUCAUCACCUGGCUGGUUCUCAACAACUUCAAGAGUUAUGCCGGCCGACAAGAGGUUGGCCCUUUCCAUGCCUCCUUUUCAGCCGUAGUAGGACCCAACGGAUCUGGCAAGUCCAACGUGAUCGACUCGCUGCUCUUCGUCUUCGGUUUCCGUGCGAGCAAGAUGCGACAAGGCAAGCUUUCGGCCCUGAUUCACAACUCGUUUGCCUAUCCAGACCUGGACUUUUGCGAAGUCGAAGUUCAUUUCCAAGAAGUCAAGGACCUGCCUGCUGGCGGAUGUGAGGUCAUUCCAGACUCACAGCUGGUCAUCUCACGGCGAGCCUUCAAGAACAACUCGAGCAAGUACUACAUCAAUGGCAAAGAGUCCACCUUCACUAUAGUCACAACACUACUCAAAGACCGAGGAGUCGAUCUCGACCACAAGCGCUUCUUAAUCUUACAGGGUGAAGUUGAGUCUAUUGCGCAGAUGAAGCCAAAGGCUACGGGUGAACACGACGAUGGCCUGCUCGAAUAUCUAGAAGACAUUGUUGGGACAUCAAAAUACAAAGCGCCCAUCGAAGAUACUGCCGCCGAACUCGAGACGUUGAACGAGGUCUGUCGCGAAAAGAACGCCCGGGUGCAACACGUGGAGAAGGAGAAGAGUGGACUGGAAGAGAAAAAGGACAAGGCUUUGGCAUACAUCCGCGACGAAAAUGAAUUGGCCACAAAGCAGUGCACACUCUAUCAAAUCUACAUCUCCGAGUUCGACGAUCACAUCCAAGUCACCCAAGAGUCCGUCAACGAACUACAAGCUCAUCUUGACGAGGAGAUAGCGAAGCACCAAGGCAACGAAGAGGGUAUCAAAGAGCUCGAACAGCAGUACAGGAAGGGUGCCAAGGGCUGUGAACAGCUCGAGAAGAAGAGCCAGGAGCUGCAAAAAGAAGUUGCUCGCAUUGACAAAGAGACUGUCAAAUUCGAGGAGAAGAAGAAGUUUCUGGCUGGCAAGCAGAAGAAGCUUGAGAAGACCAAGGAGACGAGCAGCUACGGCAGGUCCGAGGCUGAUACACUGGCAAAACAAUACGCUGCGGAUCUGGAGCGCUACAAUGAGGAGAUUGCCGAGCUCGAACAAAGCAUGAAGAUUGAAGAAAAAGAACUGGAAUCUGUGCGCCGCAGCCUUGCGGGCAAGACACAAGGUCUCUCUGACGAGAUUGCAGCGAAGCAAAAGUCUCUCGAGCCUUGGAGUGCCAAGAUCAACGAGAAGCAGUCAGCUAUUGCGGUUGCGCAGAGUGAACUCGACAUCUUGCGUGAGCGCGAGAACGCUGGAGCCAAGGGCAUCGCCAGUAUCGAGGAGAAGAUAGCCGGCCUGGAGGCAUCGAAAGAGGCCAAAGCUGCAGAACUGGCAGAGUGUAAAGCUGAGAAAAAGCGCAUUGCAAAAGAGUUACAGAAGGUUCAAGCCCAGCUCGAAGAACUCUCGCAAAGGGAGCCAGCUGUACGGUCGAAGCUGUCUGGCGCUAGGGCAAAGGCAGACGAAGCGCGUGCUAGUUUGUCUUCUGCGCAAACCCAGGGCAACGUCUUGUCUGGUCUCAUGCGUCUCAAGGAGUCUGGUCGAAUUGAGGGCUUCCAUGGUCGGCUUGGUAAUCUCGGUACUAUUGACCAAAAGUAUGAUGUUGCCAUCUCCACGGCUUGUCCACAGCUAGACAAUAUGGUUGUGGACACUGUAGAAUCUGGUCAGCAGUGUAUCGAGUACUUGCGGAAGAACAAUCUCGGUCGCGCCAAUUUCAUUCUCCUUGAUCGCCUUGCAAAGCGGGAUAUGUCGCCAGUACAAACACCUGAGAACGUGCCCCGCCUUUUCGAUCUUGUGAAGCCCAAGGAUGACAGGCUCAAACCUGCUUUCUUCCAGGUCAUGACCAACACCCUGGUAGCCGAGGACCUGGACCAAGCUGAACGCAUCGCAUAUGGCGUCAAGCGCUGGCGAGUUGUUACGCUCGAUGGAAAGCUCAUCGAUACGGCUGGUACCAUGAGUGGUGGUGGCACUCGCGUUGUCAAGGGCAAGAUGUCUUCCAAGUUGGCCUCAGAUGUCUCCAAGGACCAAGUUGCAAAGCUCGAGCAAGAUCGGGACAUACUCGAACAGACCUUUGUAGAGUUCCAACAAGAGCAGCGGGAACUAGAGACCGCGCUGCGGGAUCUCAAUCAGCAACUACCCGAGUUUGACACCAAGGCCCAAAAGCUAGCGCUAGAGUUGGAAAGCUACGACCGCAACCUCGCGGAUUGCCAACGACGCAUUGAAGAACUUGGUGCAGAGCAGUCAUCGACGAAAUCAGACAAGGGCCGUGUGACUUCACUGGAGAAGACCAUAGCGUCGCUCGAACAGGAGGUCGCCAAACUCCACACUGAGACUGCGGAUGUCGAAGCAGAGAUCAAGGAGCUUCAAGACAGGAUCAUGGAGAUUGGUGGUGUCAAGCUACGAAGUCAAAAGGCCAAAGUCGAUGGCUUGAAGCAACAAAUUGAUACAUUGACGGAUCAAGCCUCGUCCGCCGAAGUCUCAAAGUCGAAAGAGGACAAGCAACGAAUCAAGCAUGAAAAGGCACACGCAGACGCCAUCAAGGAGCUUGAGAAGCUCGCAAUAGAGGCCGAGAAGAUCGAAGAGGAUAUGGCUGCCCAGCAUCGCGAUGCUUCUGGCAUAAGGAGACAGGCCGAGGAGGCGCAAGAGGCGCUCGAAACACAAAAAGAGGAACUUGAGGUCCUGAAGAAGGAGCUCGAUGAGAGGACGGCCGAGCUCAAUGAGACCCGUGCUGCCGAGAUUGAGAUGCGGAAUAAACUCGAUGAGGGCAAGAAGAGUCUGAGCGAGUUCCAAAAGAAGCAGGCCUACUUCUGUGACAAGAUGAGCAAACUAGUCUACCAGAAUGUGACCGAUCUCGGCGAAGCACAGGAAAGCGAGGAAGGCCUCCCUUCGUUCAGCAAAGACGAGCUCCAGGACAUGGACAAGUCCGAACUCAAAGCGGCCAUCGCCUCGCUAGAAAAGAAGAAUGAGUCUACCCAAGUUGACCUCUCUGUUCUAGAGGAAUACCGCAAGCGCGUCGAAGAACACGCCGCACGAUCGGCCGACCUUGCCGAAGCUACCAAGAUGCGCGACAUUGUAAAAGCAAGAGGGAUCGAUCUCAGCAACCGAAGACGCGACGAAUUCCAAACCGGCUUCGACCUCAUCAAUGCCCGGCUGAAAGAAAUGUACCAAAUGAUCACCAUGGGCGGUCUCGCUGACCUCGUUUACGCCGACAGCACCGACGCCUUCCUCGAAGGCAUCUCCUUCUCCGUCAAGCCGCCCAAGAAGUCGUACAAGAUCAUUUCGAACCUGUCUGGCGGGGAGAAGACGCUUGCCUCGCUCGCCCUCGUCUUUGCGCUGCACCACUACAAGCCGACGCCGCUGUACGUCAUGGACGAGAUUGAUGCGGCUCUCGACUUCCGCAACGUCAGUAUUAUUGCGGGCUAUAUCAAGGAGCGCACGCGCAACGCCCAGUUUGUGGUGAUUUCGCUGCGCAAUAAUAUGUUUGAGCUGGCGGCGCGGUUGGUGGGUGUGUACAAGGUCAAUCAUAUGACCAAGAGCGUUACGAUUGAGAAUAAGGAUUAUAUCACGGCGAGGGCGUAG
This is a messenger RNA of Plenodomus lingam JN3, 4479 nucleotides long. RefSeq lists its product as uncharacterized. The record is from RefSeq and is a predicted model, not a curated record. Gene Ontology annotation, biological process: mitotic chromosome condensation. Gene Ontology annotation, cellular component: chromosome; condensin complex. Gene Ontology annotation, molecular function: protein binding; ATP hydrolysis activity; ATP binding. NCBI's taxonomy places the organism in Eukaryota, Fungi, Ascomycota, Dothideomycetes, Pleosporales, Leptosphaeriaceae.